Molecule: messenger RNA, 915 nt
Organism: Populus nigra (black poplar)
Lineage: Eukaryota; Viridiplantae; Streptophyta; Magnoliopsida; Malpighiales; Salicaceae
Exons: 5
Coding region: 231-704 (157 amino acids)
Source: RefSeq, a predicted model, not a curated record
AAUCAAUCUUUCCAUACUCUCAAGAGUGAGAAUAGCAGUAGAGGAACUCUUAGCGCCGAACCGAAAAAACCCAGUCCUUUAACAAGCCUGUCUCCGUUUAAAGCACCGUCCCUCGCUUGGCUCCUUUUAAACCUCCCCCUCUCUGUCUCGGUCUUUACAAAAACUUAAAAGAAUAAGUUUGCUUUUGGACAUCAGUAGUAGAGGAGCAGCGUGUCUCCAUCCCUACAGUAAUGGCUUUCAUCUCUUUCGUCGGGAGAGUUCUCUUUGCCUCUGUUUUCAUUCUCUCUGCUUGGCAAGAGUUCAACGAAUUUGGUUCUGAUGGUGGGCCGGCAGCACAUAUUAUGGCACCUAAAUUCCGUUCUUUCUCAAAACAUGUGUCGUCUCAUACUGGAUUUCAAGUGCCACAUUUUGAAAUGAAGCACGCCGUUGCUGCUGCUAUGUCUGUGAAAGCUGUUGGAAGCCUUAUUUUCAUCCUUGGCAGUUCUAUUGGAGCUUAUCUUCUGCUUCUGCACCAGCUCAUCGUCACCCCAAUAUUGUAUGAUUUUUACAACUAUGACGCUGACACCAAGGAAUUUAACCUGCUUUUUGCAAAGUUUGCACAGAACUUGGCACUGUUUGGGGCAUUGCUCUUUUUUAUUGGCAUGAAGAACUCAAUCCCAAGGAGACAACUGAAGAAGAGGUCUCCCAAACCAAAAGCAUUAUAAAGAGUAACCUUUCGAUGUUGUGAAGGUUUCCUUUUGCUCGGUGGCUUGAUUUCUGGAGUUUGUCAAAGAUCUAGUUCUGUAUGCUUGUAUGAGGCUUUUCCUCUUUUAGAGACUAGGGACUUGGAAGAAAAAGAAAAGGGAAACAUUUUUCUGUUGUGAUUAUGUGAUCCAAUAUGCCAUUCAUGGUCAAAAUGGAGGUUUAUUUCUGAUA